AUGAGUCAAAACUAAGAAAAGCUAGAAUCAGAAUUAUUUUAGCAAUACUAAUAAGCAAUUGACCUUUUGGAAAAUGGCAAUGAAGCAUAAGGAAUAUAAAUUUUAAAGGAGUUAAUGCAAAAUCAAUCUAUUAUUAAUCAAGAUGAUAAAAAAAUUUUAUAUGGCAUCUAUAUGUCAUUAGCUGAAAUUCUAGUUUAAAGGGAUUGUGUAGAGAAUAAAUGUGAAGCUUUAUAUUAUUAUUAUCAAAGCACAUUAAUUUCUGAUAAUUGUUGGCAAACCUAAAGGAAAAUGGCUUUAAUAUUUAGGCAAUUAGGAAUGAUGCCUAGAGCCUUAAAUGUUAUAUUAAAAGCGUAUUAAUUAAAUUAGAUUAUAUAGACUAUAAUUAUGUAAUUAACCUAAUCUCAUAUAGGCGAUAUUAUAUCAUGUUUGUUCUAUUUGCUUUUUAAUGAAUGAUUAAAAAUAAUUCGAUAUAUAUUUUGAUAAAAUGAGUAAUAAUAAUAAUUUGAAACUUAAAAUUGCAUAAUUGAAAUAAUACUUUAUAGAUUAGAAUAAUGUUACUGAUUUUGUUAAAGAGCUUUUGUAAGAGUAAUCUUAAAUUCAAUAAUAAUUGGAGAAGAUUCCUUCCGAAUCAACUUAAAAAUUAUAAUAUUUUAAUUAAACUUUCUAGUUUGAAAUCAAAUUAGAUACUUAUGAUUUAAAGAAAUUCUUUAAAAAAAUAUAGAAUAUUUUACAAUUUAAUGUCAAUUUUGAACCAAAAAAGUUUGAUUUUAUUCAAAAUGAUAAAUGUUUUAUGUCUAAUACAAAAAUUGUAGUUAUUUCUAAGGAAUAACAAUAGAAUUAAAAAGAUAUUUCAAAAGAAUUACCAAAAGAAAAUCAACCUGUUAAAUAAUCAGAGAGAUAAAAAUCAAAAAAAACAAAAUAACAACAAGAUUAAUAAUUUGUUUUAGAUUAGAUAAUUCAAUCUAAUCAUAAUAAAUUGAUUGAAUUAUUAAAAUAAUAUGAUGGAAAUGAAAUAUUUUAACUCAAUAAUAAUAAUAAAAAUUAUAAUGAUCAAAAUGAAAAAUAAGAAUGUCCUGUAGCUAAAUUUCUAUUAGAAAAUUUAAAUAACAAAUAGUUCUUAACUAUAAUUUAAUUAUUAGAAAAACUAAUAUAAUUAAUAUGUUAAGAUUAUUAAUCAAAUGAUGAUGUUCCCUUUUAAUAAUAAUCAGAUAUUUAAAAUGAAGAAACAAAAAGCCCCUAAACUAAAAGCUUAAAUGGUUCUUCAUACCAUGAAGCUCUUAGAGGUUUAAUAAAUUGUAUUGUGUGGGCUUAGUACUCUACAAACAAAUUUACUGAUAAUCCUAAAAUUAAAUUAACACUAUUAGAAAUUGCAUAUGAAGAAUUAACUUUCAGAUUUAAAGAAAAGAAACCUAAAUCUCCAGAACAAUAAAAUAAAAUUAAAAAUUUUAUUAGAUUUAUUAACAAUAUGAAAUUGGAACUUCUUCAGACAAACAUAAAUCAAAUAAUAACAGAUGAAACAGAAAUUAAAAAAUAUUUAUCAAAUUAUUAUAGAGUGAUGGCCUAUAUACAUAGCGAUAUCAAUUUUUUUUAAGGUAGAAUAGCAAAAUAAUGUUCAUAAGAAUUAAAUAAUUCAGAAUUAACUUUAGAAAUAUUAGAUAAGAUAAAAUCAGCUUAAUUUUAAAUUUCUUCAAGCUCACCACAUUAAUCUUAAUAAAUAUAAUAAAUACUUACUUAAUGGGAAUAAAAAGAAUAGAGACUAGAAGAUAAUGAAAAAAUAAGAACAUAAAUAAAUUAUGUUUAAGAUUAUUUGAAAUAAAAUUAAAGCUAUGAUAUGAUUAAAAGAUUAGCUAUAAUUUGUCUAAAUUAAUUUUAUUUUGUGUAAUAAAAAGAAGAACUUAAAACAAUUUAUAAAUUUGUACAACCUUUAAUAUAGCAAUUUUUGAAUAUUCCAUAACCAGAUCUUUCUAUUGGGUUUAUUUUUUUAAAAUAUUCAAUAAUUUAUUCUUUAAUGGAAUUAGAUUCAAGUGAAUUUUUGGCUAAAUUUAUUGAAAUUUACCUUUUAUAAACAAAUGGUUAAAAAAAACACCUGCUUUUGAUUGAAAUUUUAAAAUUUCAUCAUCUUAAUAUAAAUAAACUAUUUACUUAUAUAAACAUUGAUCUAAUUUUAUAAGAAUUUAUUAAAACUAAAAUACAAAUGAAAAAUAGAUAUAAUUAAUUAAUAGAAUAAUACAAAAGCAAUGUUUAAAAUGAUUUAGAACUUCGUUACUAUUUGCUUCAUUUAUUGGAUUUAAAAGAUCAAUAUACACCUUAAUUUAUAGUUCAAUAAAAUGAGUUAUAAAUUGAAGUUGAAAAAUAAGAGACCAAAUAUCCAUAACCAGAAUCAUUUUCAAGUGCUUCAGAGGAAGAAUUAGAAUCAGAUGAAAUAUUUAAAAAAUAAUACCAAAAUCUAAAUUUAUUAUAGGAUUAAAUUGAAAGUUCAUUUAAAAUAGGUAAAUAGAACUACUAAUUUACAACUAAAACAGUUGAAUUCUUGCUGAAUCACACAAUUAAAGUAAACAUAGGUGAUCCAAAAAUUAUUGAGCAUAUUAAAAGGUUAGCUAAGGAAAUAGUUAGAGUUGAAUUUGGAUUAACUACUAAAGAAUUAAGCAAAAAUUUUUAAUAUAUAUUUUUGAAAAGCUAUUAUCUAUAAUAAGAAUUUUAGAGGGAUUUAUCUGAAAUGGAACUUAAAUUUAUGGGGUAUUUUUUAACUCAUUUUUCUAAAACUUUUUUAGAUUAAAAAUAAUUGAAUUAAUUUAUUAUUGAUAUUGUUUAGAAGUCUUUACACAAAUAUAUUGAUCCUAAGAUUUAAGAAUAUGCUGAAUGGUUAUAUUCAUAAAUAUUUACUAAAUAAAAAUCAUCAAUUUCAUCAAUAAAAGAAUUUUAAGAUUAUAUUAAUCAAAAUAAUUUGUAAUGUGAUUAUAAAUCUAAUUUAUAUUAUUAAAUUUAAAAGUCAGAAGAAAUAAAUUAUAAUGAAAAUCAACCUAAAUUUGAUUUAAAAAAUAUAUGUUAUGCUUUAGCCUAUAAAGAAUCACCAUUUUUAUGGAAUUAUAUAUACUAAGGUACUUUUGAGUAAGCUUUAAAAUAAUUUAAAUUGAAAACUUAAACAGAAAUUGAUUGGUUUUUAAGUUAGAAAAAGAUUCAGGCAUAUGUAAAUAAAAAUCCUCUAUUAAAUCACUUAAAUGAAUAUAGAUAUGUAAUGGAUCUGAUUAAAUUGAAGUAAAGACAAGUUGAAUAUUAAUAUUCUAAUAAUGAACAAUUGUAUAAAAAAACAGAAUAAGGAUAUUAUUCACUUUAUCAAAAAUAAUAUAAUAUACCAAAAGAUAUUUUUGAAAUAGAAAAUAAUUUUAGAGUUUUAUAUUUAUAUGAAAAAAAAGUAAUGAGAAAAUAUAGGAAUGUACCAAUUGAAAGAAUUAAUUAAAAUUUAAAUAAUAUUUGCUGUCUUUCUAAUUUAAUCAAGUAAAUGAAAGAAUAUGAUAUAGAAUACUUUUUUCAAUCAAAUGAUGGAGAAUAAGAAAUGAAAUAAGAUCUGUAUAUAAACAUUUACAAAUUUAUUAGAAGAUUCUUGAGACAUAGACUUUAUCAUUAGUUAUAACAAUUAAUAUAAAUAAUCAAAGAUAAAUACUCUUAUUUAUUAAAUUAAAAUCAAAGCGAUCUUCAAUUUGAAUUUUAAUAUGAUAAUAGAAAAUUCAAAAUAUCAAAUUUAACUUAAGAACAACUUGAGAUAGAGGAAAAUACAUAUUACAAUAAAGAAGAAGUAAACUUAAUUUUAAAUAACCUUCUAUCUAUAUUUAUAGAGAACACAUAAAAAUUAGUUAGAAAAAAAGCUUAAAGGUAUAUAAUAGAAGCAUUCUAUUAUGCAACUCAUUUAAAAUUUAAUAGUUAAGCUUCUAUAGACUAAGUUUUUGCAUAAAUAUCUCCUAUCUAUCAACCAAAUAGUAGAGAUCUUGUGUAUUAUUACUUAUAAAUUGAUAAAUAUAAGUGUGAAAAAGAUGAAGUAUUAAGUCAUUACCAUUCCUCAGACUUAAUUUUUAAUUAUUAGAAGUCUAAAAUAUUAAAAUUGAUUAUUAAAAUAUUGCUAAAAAUGUAAAAAUACAAAGAAAUCUACUAACUUUUUGAAAAGCUAUAUAAAACUUAUGAUAUUAGAUUAUACUAAGCUUGUAUAGGACUACUAGAGGAAUAUACAAAGAUAGAAGAUAAAAUUUUAAUCAGAGAUAUAAUAUUGAAAUCAGAAUCAUACAGAAGGACUACUGAACUAUUUAAAUAGGAUUCUAUAGUACCAUUGCUAAAUAAUAUGUAUAUAAGAUUUUAUGAGAAAGAUCAGCAGGAAUAAAAUGAAGGGAAUUUCCUCAAUGAAACUUUAGAAAUUAAAUUAGAAAAAGGGAAGAAACUUAUAGAGGAUUAUAGGGCCACAAAGAGAAAGCCUGCUAAACCAAAGGAUUAAUAAUAAUAAUAAUAAUAAUAAUAAUAAUAAUAAUAAUAAUAAUAAUAAUAAUAAUAAUAAUAAUAAUAAUAAUAAUAAUAAUAAUAACAAUAAUAAUAAACUUAAAUUUUUUAAGCACAAAUUUAAACAUAAUAAGAAUAAUUAAUAUAAUAAGUUGUUGAUGAUGUUGAAUAGUAUAUAAAUUAAGGAACUAUAAUUCAGAGUUUCAAUGAUUUUGAUAAUAUAUGA
Paramecium pentaurelia is the source of this 4708-nucleotide messenger RNA. Lineage: Eukaryota; Ciliophora; Oligohymenophorea; Peniculida; Parameciidae. The record is from the annotation of a GenBank genome assembly.